GUGGGUGGUUACUAUUAUACAGUAGUAUAGUAGUAGUAAAACACGUUCGAAGUAAUACACAUUAGAUUCGCUGAUUGAGAAAAAAGGUGUUUCUAGUAUUGUGUUACUGUUGAAAGAAGUCAGUACAAUAGAUUAUGUAUUGUGGCUAUUGAUUCUACCUUGUUGUUAUUGAUUAUCUCGGUAGUUUCGUUUUGACCGUGUAUAACUAAAAGCUUUGCGGCUUAAUAAUUAAUUGAUGGUAACUAACGAUACGGUAACUUUUGCAAGCUAUUUUCUGUUUGUUAUUUGAAAUAAUUAGAGAAGAAACAUCAAAGGAAUAACUUUUCCGCAUCUGGCGUUUAUUCCGAUCUUAUGCAGUAGGAAUAACAGAGCGUAAGCGUACAUGGAGUAACACAGGGCUGGUCUCUGAUUGCCUCAGCCAGUGUUGUGCAACAGCAACUCGCAAAGGCUUAUCAACAUUGAUGGCCCAUAUUCCCUUUGCUGAGACUGAAAUCAUUGUUUUAUCAUAACGCCCCUUCCAGUUGGUAUCAUCGGAAAAAAUGAACGAGUCUACAAUGGAUCUAUCAACCACAGCUUUGCCAUCAAAGAUUAACAGUUUAACACAGUCAGCAGUUAAUGGAAAUGAUCACCAUUCAUUGUCAUCGAUGAUUGAUUUCUCAACCUCCUGUGGUUCAUCCAUGAUGGACACUCUGCCCCAGUCAACAGUCAAAGAACAUUUGUUGAACCCUAUUCAUUAUUCUGCCAUGAAUCAUGGAAGGCCACAAGAGCAUGUUGAUUUAGUCAAUCAGAUGCCCAGGAACAGUGCAGAAGACUUUCAUGACUCUAGUUGGAGACCAUCUUCUGUGAACAGAAUGUCCAGUAACAGUUCUUCGUCAUCCGAUUUGGAAUAUCUGCUUUUAAAAAGUGAACCGGAUAGUUCGGAAUACCUGUUAAGUUUUCAAGGACCUAAAAGCGACAAACAUGGCCUGUCAUCACCUUUAAAUGCCUUCAAAGAUGAGCUUUUUGCCUCAGAAACAGAACCGGAUAGUUCAUCCUCUAUUGCUACGGAUACAGAUUUGACCUUGACGUCUUCGGCAACAGAUUGGAAAGGGAAUGCAUUGAAAUAUCCACCGUGUGCGGUGUGCACUGGUAAGUCAUCCGGGAUGCACUAUGGCUGCUUCACGUGUGAAGCCUGCAAGAACUUCUUUCGUCGAUAUUUACUACGAAAUAGUGGCUUUCUCUGUAAGAAGAAUAACAACUGCCCUAUAUUGAAUCGAAGUAGAGGCAAUUGUUCGGGUUGUCGCUUGCAGAAAUGUCUGGAAGUUGGUAUGGCAAAAGAAAAAUCAAAGAUUGGACGUUAUACCCAUGUGCAAAGAACAGAGACUAUUCGUAAGAUGAACAGGCUGGAGGGUAAAGAUGAUAGCUUGGAAAUGGGUGAGCCUACGCCGAAUGAAAAUAUUAAAAUGGAACAUUUUUGUGAAGAGCCAGCUGUGAAACAUGAAAGUCUUUUAACAGAAGAUGAAAUAGAACUGAUUAAAACGCUGGUUGAAUCUAUGGAUGCUAUUCAGCAUUUUGGAGAGCGUGGUUCAACGCCAGAAGGACGUGAGGCAAUCAUAAGUGAACAUUACGAUAGGUAUCAGGCAAAAGUAAAACUUUUCGGACCGCUGAGAGCAAUUCCCAAAGAUGAGUAUUUCACGUUGUUAAAAAUGCAUAAUAUCGAUCUUGACGGCCGCUGGAACUUGUUUAAGCAGGAGGCCAACAAUUGUUCGCAUAUAGUGACACGGUAUUGUCAGUUCGCGUAUAAGAUACCAGGAUUUUCUGAGCUUUCCAUGAAGGACCAAGAAAACCUCCUGAAGAUUGGACAUUGUGACUUUUUCACCAUAUUGCUACACGAGGGCUAUGACAAAAAACGUGGCAUUUUUCUGGAAAUGAAUGGCGUUCCAGCGCACAUUGAGGAAGCUGCAGACAAGAUUUUCUCACGUGAAAUUGUCGAACUUCAGUGCGAGAUCUCAACAAGGUGGCAAGGUUUAGUGCUCCAAAAAGAAGAAAAAGCCUUGUUGAUCGCAAUGGCACUUCUUUGCUCCGACCGAAUUGAUUUGGAACAUCCCGACCAAGUGGCAACCUACAAUGAUAGAUUGAUGGAGCUCCUCCUGAAAGUCAUGGGGACUGUGCAUGGGAAAGACACGCAAAAGCGAUUCACCAAAUUCAUUGAUAUUUUAACAUUUUCUCGGGAAGCGUCUCAUGCGUAUUUCCGCGAGUACCAGCAGAUGAGUAACAAUGAAAUGGUCACGUCUGCUGCACCUAAAUUCCCUUCAUUGUGUCCGGAAACAUUCUGAUUUUUUCAUUCAUUUUUGUUGAUAUUAGUAAGCUGUGAUUGUGGAAAAAGGGGUAUUAAUGCAUGUGGGUAAAGUGUCAUACCAGAUUAGCCAGCGUAGUCUGCAAGAUAUUAAUACAAGCUCUUGCAUGUUUAUUGCUUAAGACACAUGAAUUUCAAAUUUAAUUCUAUUAUCUUAGUGCCUUAUUUAUAGAUGUUUAUAUAAAAAAAACUACAUAGGGUUGUGGAAAUCCAAUGUCUUAUUUAACGGAUGCUUUUAAUUUUUAGUGUUUUCUUCUUAGACAAUUUCACUUUUAAGAUGCCGAAAAAAUGAUGUAAACUUUAUUAUUAUAAUAGUAUAUGAUUAUGCAUUUUAAUUACUAGUGUUUGACUCAUAAUUUGUCUAAAUAAAAUAUAAUUGUAUUCAGAGUGCAUGGAAUAAAACCUGUAUCAUUUUAGCUUGUGAAAUUAUCUGGGGAACAAUUAGAUUUUUACAAUUAUAAUAGUAUAAUUGUCUGGUGAGAAGAUGAGACUUUUCCUAUUACCAUAUCUAUUCACCUCAAUUGUGUUCAAAGCUUUUAUGAAAACCAAAAACAUACUAUUGUAUCAAAUGUAUUGUUUGUGUUUAUGAAAAUAUUCAAGUAAAAUUAAUGUGCCUUUUGAUUUUUACACAAAGAGGGGUCUAUUAAGCUACAAACUUAUACAUCCUUACAUGAAUAUAAUGUUAUUACGUACCUUUAUACAUGUAUGUUGUGAAAUCUUGUUGAAACAGUUAAUUUCAUCAUUUAUCACACAAUUUUAAAUAAAUUGCAAAAAAUUGCUAUUCAUCACGUGAAUGCAUAUUCCAUAGAAGGUUCUUAUCAUCUUAUGUAUUCAUUAUAUAUUUCGUGAUGGUUACAAACCUUUUUACCAUACUAUGAUAGACUUUUUUAUGCUAUUAAUCAUGCAUUCAAUUACCUGACAACCAAAAAAGCAGUUUAAUUGAAAAUGGAUUAUAAUAAAAUGCCUUUUUAAGACGGCUUAAAGAUGAGGAUGUUGAAUUAUUGUGAUAAUUAUAGGUUUGUAAUUGUGAAAACAGGGUUAGAGAGUAUUUAUAUAUAUACAUGUAUGUCAUGUAAUGUUUAUGCAAUUUUUAGGCACAAAGUCUAAUUUUGGAAAAAUACUUGUGUAAAUAUAAUAGAAAAAUAUUUAAAGAACUCAUGUGUGUUCUGAAAUUGAAAUUUUUUAAUUUCACAAGCCCUUAUUUUUGGCAUCCUGCCGGAGUCCUGUGUCCAAACAUUGGUUAUGUAGUAUCAGUGGCUGGGUCACAACUAGUUAUAUUUUUAGUAUGGAACAUAUAUAUUGGUCAUAUCACAUCAUAUAUAUAUUCAAUAGUUUUAAACAAUUUUUAAUUAUAGACAAUUUUAAAAUGAUAAGCCAAAAUUCUGUUGAAUAAAGCUGUCAUUAAAAAGCUAGAAACAGUAUUCUCUAACUUGUAAAAUAUAGCUUCCAUUAUAAUUGAAGUCAUGUUAUGAAAACAUAUAUUUUUAGAAAAAUAUAUUUAUUUUGUGCAAUCUUUUAAAUUUAACAUUCUUUACAGCACAGCUGUAGAAACAUUAUUUGAACGCAAUAAUACUUGUAUGAUUGAGCUUUAAACUAGUGUAUAUCUUUUAUAUAAAUGUAGAUAAAUUAUCGCUCAACAUUUAACCCAACCCAAUUAUUUUUUGAAGUUUAUUAAAAAAGUGUUCUAUAUUAAGUUUCAUAAUAAUGGAUGCUGUUUAUAUGUUUUUAUUAAAACCAUCUGAUCAGUCUUGUUUAGAAAAUGUCAAUGUGAGAAACUGAAGAAUGUUUAAUGGGAGGCGGAAAACUACAACGGUCGAGGCAUGGUAUGGUAUUGCGCAAGGGGGGGUUAGAGGGUUAGGGUUUGGGUUAGUGUUAGGGGUCGGGUUAGGGUUUGGGUUAGCCUAAACCCAACCCUAACCCUAACCCGACCCCUAAUCCUAACCCUUACCCUAACCCUUUUUUGGGGUUAUCACCCCUGACCAUGCCUCGCCCAUUGUAGUUUUCCGCCUCCCAUGUUUAAUAGAUAAAAGGUUUACCUCAAAGUAUAACUGUUGAUGCUAAUGUUAUGGGUUAACGGUUUAUAAAGCUGUUAAUAGAAAUACCCAUGUAUCAUGGAUGUUAAUGGAUGUUAUUCAUAUUUAACAAUCUUAAGGUUCAUAUUAUGAAACUUACAUCAGGAAAGACAGGAUGCUGGGUUAAAAAUCAAGUGUUUUCUUUCAAUGAGUACAGGAUGUAAGUGAUUUAUUAUGUGUAUGUAAGAAAGGCUGUUACAGCUAAUUGAAUGCUUAUGUUGUUUGUUUUCUACUUUUUUGCAUAUAUUAGAGAUACAUUAAUUUAAAUGUGGAAUGUAGAGUACUGGUAUUUUAGGGAAUGUUCACAGAUUGUCAACAUUUACAAUUUUUAACUUUUUGUUACAGAUUCAAAAAAUAAGAAGAAGUCUAUACAUCAGUGAGAAAAAUUCCACUAAUUUUAUUUAUGAUUUAUCAUGAUUUGAAAUUGAUGAAAUUAUAAGCAAAAUAAACCCAACAUUUGCAAUGAUUCUGUUAAAUUUAGUUACAGCAAAAUGAAUCACUUCUAUAAAGUAUACCAUAUUUGAACACAGCCAAUAGUACGGUUGGCUGAUUUUUUGGGGCAAUAGGCUUUUAUUCCAAUGGAGGGGAAGAAACUUUUGUCUUUCUCCUUGCCUAAAUUUAUUUUUGUCUUUAUAAUAGAGCUCUACAGGUCUGUUAUUAAAACCAAGCAAUUAUAUUUUUGGUUUAAAGGAAAGUUCUUCUACGGGAAAAUCCUGUUAAGGUGAAAAGAGUUGUCUCUGAUUAGCCUGUGCAUACUUCAUAGGCUUAUCUGGGACGAUGCUUAAGGCACAUGUGUAAAGCCCAGAUUUCACAGAUCCCUGCUCAAAUUAUUAGACUUCUGCUCAUAAAACUGCCUCUGUACGCGUGUUUGAAGUGACAUUUGGGCGUAGUAACUAUCAUUAGUGAUUAUUUCUUUUCAUUUCACAAUAUCCAUUAUUCUGCUCAGAACUUUGUAUCUUUCAUUCCUAUUUCAUGUGAUUUUAUAUGUUAAGUUUUAUAAUAUAUAUAUUUGGAAAUCAAUUGUUGUGUGAAUUCUUUAAUUAAUAAUAUAUUAUUGUAUACAUAUAAUGAAAAUCAUAACUUAUUUUUUGUUGUUGUUAGAAUUUACGAUAAUUGUUAUUACAAGUAUGAAAAUAUAUAUGUUAUGCUGUUGCUCAAUUACUUAAUAGAUACAAAUGUCUUAAUGUUGAUAUAGGUUAUUAUUAAUAUUAUUGUAAUUAUUAGUAUAUAUUAUUAUUAUUAUUAUCUCGGCUGUUUUCAGAGAAAACCCGAGGUAUUGUCAUAGCCAGCUUGUUGUGUCUGUUGUCAUGUCGUCAGCGUCGUGCUAAAAUCUUAACAUUUUGUCAAGGUUUUGAACAUUGGCUCUAAAAUCAAAGUGCUUCCACCUACAACUUUGAAACUACAUAUGUAGAUGCUUGAUGAGUUCUACACGCCACACCCAUUAUUGGGUCACUAGGUCGAAGGUCAAGGUCACUGUGACCUCUAUUAAAAAUAAAAUCUGACAAGCUUUUAUUUAUUCCAAACUGCACCUGCAGCCGAGUGUUGGCACCCGUUAUGCGGUGCUCUUGUUAUUAUUCAUGUUAUUAUUAUGUUGUUGACAAGUUUUGUUUUGUUUUCAAAUACAGGUUUGUGCCUUUGUAGAUAAGGGGCCAUUUUUGUCAGGCACCUGAGGUGUCACAAGUUCUGAUUGGAUCUUUAUGACAUUCAUUCCAUAUUUGAACAGCGUGCAUGAAAUCUGCAAAAUGAGGCAAAUCAAAAUGUGCACACAACUUUUAUCUUGAUUUUAACUAUAUACUACAUGUUCUUAACUCCCAUUAUUAGGUCAUUAAAUAUUGUAACUAUUAUUUUCAGUGUUUCAUACAAUUCAAAUUCCAUGUGACAUAUAUAUUGUUUACAUAUGCUUUAUAAUUUCUUACUAUACAUUAAAUUAAAUUAUUCAUUUUAGCUCAACUAUUCCCUGAAUAGUCUAAGCUAUUUUACUCAUCCAAUUUCGUCAUUGAGAAUGCUGUGUUUAAUAUUAACCUGCAAAAUAACCUCACUGUUUUUAUAACAUUUAUCAAAAUGUAACCUUACACAUGUGUUUUGGGUCAUUGUAUGAGAUCACUUACUAUGUUUCAUAACCCUGACUAUACUGCAUAUAUUUUUCUCAUCAACUGUUUUUUGUGGUCAGUAAAUCUGGUGACUGAUAGACAAUGUGCAUUUCACUAUCAAAGCGUAAGAAUGUUCGAGCGCUUUCCUGUGACAGUUCAUGUUUAAUUAAAUGGUGGACAAUACACACCUUACAUUUAUAGAUAAAUGAAAUUUUUGUUUAUCAUUCAACAAUUUCAUCAAAAUAUCACCUUUCAAUUAUAUUUAUAUUUUUAUGUGUAUAUUGUGUGGAAUGAAAAUGUUAAUGUACCUUUAAUUUAUGUUGUCUUCAUAAUAAAAUUUUGUCAAUUGCCUCUGGUAAUUCGUAACAAUAA
Molecule: messenger RNA, 6869 nt
Organism: Dreissena polymorpha
Lineage: Eukaryota; Metazoa; Mollusca; Bivalvia; Myida; Dreissenidae
Product: nuclear receptor subfamily 1 group D member 2-like
Exons: 2
Coding region: 540-2315 (591 amino acids)
Biological process (GO): hormone-mediated signaling pathway; negative regulation of transcription by RNA polymerase II; cell differentiation
Molecular function (GO): zinc ion binding; RNA polymerase II cis-regulatory region sequence-specific DNA binding; nuclear receptor activity
Source: RefSeq, a predicted model, not a curated record